Molecule: messenger RNA, 1825 nt
Organism: Hyaena hyaena (striped hyena)
Lineage: Eukaryota; Metazoa; Chordata; Mammalia; Carnivora; Hyaenidae
Gene: KLC3
Product: kinesin light chain 3
Exons: 11
Coding region: 144-1730 (528 amino acids)
Biological process (GO): axo-dendritic transport
Cellular component (GO): cytoplasm; membrane-bounded organelle; kinesin complex
Molecular function (GO): kinesin binding
Source: RefSeq, a predicted model, not a curated record
GGAUGGGCGUGGGACAGGGAGCCGCUGGCGUGGGGGGAGGGCGCGGAGGCAGAGGGCCGGCCAGGGAGAGAGUCGGGAAGGGUGCUGCUGGCCGGCCCUGGCAGUGAGGGCUCCCCGAUCCCUGCCGCCCCCCAGGAGCAGUGAUGUCCGUGCAGGUGGCGGCCCCCGGAAACGCGGGGCUGGGCCCAGAGCGCCUGAGCCCCGAGGAGCUGGUGCGCCAGACCCGACAGGUGGCCCAGGGGUUGGAGGCGCUGCGGGCGGAGCACCAUGGCCUGGCCAGGCACCUGGCUGAGGCCGUGGCAGGGCAGGGGCUGGGGGCCGGCCUGGAGCUGCUGGAAGAAAAGCAGCAGGUGGUGAGCCACGCGCUGGAGGCCAUCGAGCUGGGACUGGGGGAGGCCCAGGUGCUGCUGGCCCUGUCGGCGCACGUGGGCUCCCUGGAGGCGGAGAAACAGCGGCUGCGGGCACAGGCCCGGCGACUGGCCCAGGAGAACGCGUGGCUGCGCGAGGAGCUGGAGGAGACGCAGCGGCGGCUGAGGGCCAGCGAGGAGGCCGUGGCCCAGCUGGAGGAGGAGAAGAGCCACCUGCAGUUCCUGGGGCAGCUGCGGCAGUACGACCCGCCCGCGGAGAGCCAGCAGCCUGAAUCCCCGCCACGCCGCGACAGCCUGGCCUCCCUGUUCCCCAGCGAGGAAGACAGCAGGCAAGGUCCUGAGGCAGCGGGGGCUGCGGCCGCUCAGCAGGGGGGCUACGAGAUCCCAGCCCGCCUUCGCACCCUGCACAACCUCGUGAUCCAGUACGCAGGGCAGGGUCGCUAUGAAGUCGCCGUGCCCCUGUGCCGCCAGGCCUUGGAGGACCUGGAGCGGAGCUCGGGCCACUGCCACCCUGACGUGGCCACCAUGCUCAAUAUCCUGGCGCUGGUGUACCGGGACCAGAACAAGUACAAAGAGGCCACAGACCUUCUCCACGAUGCCCUGCAGAUCCGGGAGCAGACGCUGGGCCCCGAGCACCCCGCGGUGGCCGCCACCCUCAACAACCUGGCUGUGCUCUAUGGGAAGCGUGGGCGUUACCGGGAGGCUGAGCCGCUGUGCCAGCGCGCCCUGGAGAUCCGUGAGAAGGUCCUGGGCUCCGACCACCCGGACGUGGCCAAGCAGCUCAACAACCUGGCCUUGCUCUGCCAGAACCAGGGCAAGUUCGAGGAGGUGGAGCAGCACUAUGCCCGGGCCCUGAGCAUUUAUGAGGCCCUGGGGGGGCCCCACGACCAGAACGUGGCCAAGACCAAGAACAACCUGGCCUCGGCCUACCUGAAGCAGAACAAGUACCAGCAAGCGGAGGAGCUCUACAAGGAGAUCCUCCGCCGGGAGGCCCUGCCGGCGCCUCUGGGUGAGCCCCGCCCCCUGCCCCGCCCCCAGCCGGCCUCCACUGUCCCCACCGCACUGUCCGCCUCUGUUCUAGGAGCCCCCCGCACAGGCACAGCUGCUGACACAGACCAGACCCUGCGCCGCAGCAGCUCCUUCUCCAAGCUCCGUGAGUCCCUGCGGCGUGGAAGCGAGAAGCUGGUCUCCCGUCUGCGAGGCGAGGGGCUGGCCGGGGCCGCAGGAAUGAAGAGAGCCAUGUCGCUCAACAUGCUGAAUGUGGACGGUCCGAAGGCUGCAGGGACCCAGUUCACCGGCCAGCACCUGAGCGAGGCCGCUCGGAGCCUCAGCGCCAGCACCCAGGACCUGGGCCCCCGCUGAAGGUGACCAACCGCUGCAGCUUCUCAGGAAGAGGGGGGAGGCGCGGCCUUUCAUCUCCCAGACCUGCUCCCCAUUCUCCUCCUGCGAUUAAAGGC